CUCUUUAAUGCAGAGACAUCUUUUGACAUCUGACAUCUGACCUUCUAUCUAUCACUCAAUUACUCACUCACUCACACUCGUUUGACGAUCCCACUCACACUCAUUUGAAACAUCCUAUCAACUUCCUAUCAUCAUGAAAUUCUUCGUGGUCGUUGCUCUCGCUUUGAUCUCUGCCGUCGUUGCCGAUUACGGCGACUGUCGUGAUACAGGUUGCCCGGGAGGACAAUGCGUGUCCUCCAACUCGAGCGACCCAUCUGCAGGAUACAUUUGCGAAUUCCCUCCUGCUUCGUCUAGCCCCGCCGCCGCUACGACCAGUGCCGUGAUCAACGAUUGCCGAACCUCCUCUACUGGAUGCCCAGGCGGAUACUGCGUCGCUAGCGACUCGUCUGACCCCAACGCCGCCUAUGUCUGCUCCUUCACCAUCACCCCUCAACAGACUCCUGCAGUUCAAGCAGGCGUAAGCAGUAACGGAAAAGCCCCCACGACCAUCAAUGUUGGAGGGGCAGUAGCCGCUACGACCACUACCCCAGCUACGAUCGCUACCAAGACUAGCGGAUCAAACUCUGGUGGAAACGCUGCUGGCAAUGCUGGCGCCGCUGGUUCAAGUAACGCCGUCGCGUCCAUCGAUCAAGCUACCAUCCCUUCCGUUGCGGCUGCCGUCAAAACUGGUGCCGCCUUGGCUACGACUUCGACAGGUCAAGGUCUCUUUUGGGGUCUGGUCGUUGCCGUCUUCGCGUUGGCUUAAACCCUUCCAAACCUCUUGACCUGGACACCCAUGCUUUCUUCGGCCCUGGACAUUUCGGUUCGCUCUUUUCCCCUCGUUUUUUUACCUAUAGGGUCCUAUAAAAGUCUUACUAUUUCGCGCUUGACGCGUUGCCAGUCCGCAUUAUGCUCGUGCGCAUGCAGACAAUCCGAAUCCAUC
Messenger RNA from Kockovaella imperatae, 922 nucleotides. RefSeq lists its product as hypothetical. The coding region runs from base 134 to 745 and encodes 203 amino acids. Lineage: Eukaryota; Fungi; Basidiomycota; Tremellomycetes; Tremellales; Cuniculitremaceae. The record is from RefSeq and is a predicted model, not a curated record. The transcript is spliced from 3 exons.